ACGUCGAAUGAUUAUCCUCUUCGUACACAUCAAUUCUUAGCACAAGACGAUGCGGUUGCUAAACUUUAAAUCGUCCCUUUUCAUCGCUCUCCUCUAUGUCUGUGUUGCGUCCGCCGAUCGCCCUUUCACCAGCGUGAAACAGGGUGAUCUUGAAGGAGUUUGGCAAACAUCGAGAAAGGGUCUUCAAUAUGCCGCUUUUAUGGGGAUUCCGUAUGCUAAACCGCCAGUUGGUCCAUUGAGAUUUGAGCCUCCAAAAAAAGCUGAUAGUUGGAGUGGAGUUUUGGACGCAGGAGAUUUUAGGUCGCCAUGCAUUGCUUAUGAACAUGUUUUGGGUCCAGAUAAACACGACCCAGUUGUUGGAGAGGAAGAUUGUCUUUUUUUGAACGUUUACACACCUCGUCUUCCAAAGGAAAAUGCAAAAGAUGAAGAUUUGUUGGACGUUGUUUUUUACAUUCAUGGAGGCGCCUUUAUGUUUGGUGGCAGUCAGUAUUACGGAGCUAAAUAUCUGAUGGACAUUGAUGUUGUUCUCGUCACUAUGAAUUACAGACUUGGUCCGAUGGGUUUUCUUAGCCUGGAGGAUGAAAUUGUGCCUGGAAACAAUGGGCUAAGAGAUCAACGGUUCGCUAUGGAGUGGGUGAACAAAAACAUCCGCAGUUUCGGCGGAAACCCUGAGCAAGUGACUCUCAUGGGCCUUUCUGCAGGUGGAGCCAGCGUCCAUUAUCACCUCCUGAAAAAUGAUGUGCAUAGAUUAUUCAAGGCUGGAAUAUCGAUGAGCGGAACCGCCACUUGCCCUUGGGCUUUAGUGGAUAAUGCUAGAGAAAGAGCACUCACCUAUGCUACCAGUUUGGGCUGUGACGUUUCCGAAGGAUCAGAAAAAAUCGUCGAGUGCCUGAAAGGACUACCUGCUGAUGAUUUGAUGCGCGCCGUGGAACAAUUCCUGGUAUGGCAAUAUUCACCUUUUUCGCCUUUUGGUCCAGUCGUUGAAAUCAAUCCACCUGAAAAAUACCCAGCAUUCUUAUAUCACCCACCUGCCAAUACUUUACUUUCUGGAAUGGCGAGGAGAAUUCCCUGGAUGGUCGGAACAGUUGAAUCUGAAGGACUCUACCCCGUUGCCAGUUUCAUUGACAACGAGGAAGAGCUGAAGAGGCUUGACGAAGAGUUCGACGAACUUGUGCCAUUCUUACUUGACUUCAAUCACACUGUUAAAGAGACUGACAGACUAAUGGUGACGAGGAAAAUUAGACAGGAGUAUUUUGGUGACAAAAAAGUUAGCAAGGAAACCACGAAAGAGCUCAUCAAGAUGGCUUCUGAUCGAUUGUUCCUCGUUGACGCCCAGCAAGCAGCGGAAAUUCAGGGUCAAUUUGGUCCUACUUUCUUCUACAAGGUCACCCGUCGCCCCUCAACAAGUCUAAGUGACCUGAUGUCUGGGACAAAUAAUAAUUAUGGCACUAGUCACGUGGACGACCUAUCCUAUAUCAUGAACAUGACGUUCUACGGGGAUAACGAAAAAACUGGAGACGAGUUAGAGUUCAUGGAAAUGAUGCUUGAGUUGUGGAGAACAUUUAUAAAAAUGGAUGAGAAGGUUCCCCAUUAUAAAGACUUGGUAUGGUCUUGGGUUGACCCGGAAGCAGAUUUCAAUUACGCGCUGUUGGACAAAGUUCCUGGGCAUAUUGCGUAUGACAAUGACAUGGGGAACGCUGAAUUCUGGCUGUCUUUGCCAAUUGAAGAGUCCACGCAGCGAACUUCACAGAGAAGGAAAUUUUUAAGAGACAUGGAAAAAGCAAGAGAUGAAUUAUGAGAAUUGUGUCAAUUUAAAUUUUAAAUAGUUGCUUUUAAAGAAAAUGAAGUUAACUGGUUUUUAUAUUAAAACUUGUCAUUAUAAAAAGCGUGACUUUUAU
This is a messenger RNA of Neocloeon triangulifer, 1898 nucleotides long. Its product is annotated as carboxylic ester hydrolase-like. The transcript has 8 exons. Bases 50 to 1798 code for a protein of 582 amino acids. The record is from RefSeq and is a predicted model, not a curated record. NCBI's taxonomy places the organism in Eukaryota, Metazoa, Arthropoda, Insecta, Ephemeroptera, Baetidae.